Xiphias gladius (swordfish) is the source of this 7603-nucleotide messenger RNA. It is a transcript of the gene stim1b, whose product is annotated as stromal interaction molecule 1b. Bases 242 to 2338 code for a protein of 698 amino acids. The record is from RefSeq and is a predicted model, not a curated record. Lineage: Eukaryota; Metazoa; Chordata; Actinopteri; Istiophoriformes; Xiphiidae. The transcript has 14 exons. Gene Ontology annotation, molecular function: calcium channel regulator activity; protein binding; calcium ion binding. Gene Ontology annotation, cellular component: endoplasmic reticulum; plasma membrane. Gene Ontology annotation, biological process: intracellular calcium ion homeostasis; activation of store-operated calcium channel activity; store-operated calcium entry.
GCCCUGCGGGGUUUCCACGGCAGGGGGGGAUUUAUUCAGACUUUGACUGAGCACUUCCUGGAUUUCAAGAGGACAAACAGGUAGGUGACUCUGCGUCGUCCCUUUAUUCCUGCUGGCGUCCGGCCACUCAGACGUAGAUCCUCUAAUUCCCCUCCAGUGUAACAGACCCUGUCCAUCAUCUAGUGAGUCCUCGUCCUGUGGUAACUCUUGGUUACCAAAUGUAAAGGUUUAUAGAAGAAACAUGGAGUGUGCGUGUUUGUGGCUGGCGUGUGUGUGCAUGCUGAGUGCGUGUGUCGGGGCUCACAGUGGACCGGACAGAAAUGACCACACCCACCUGGACCAUCGACACCAUCAUCUGGUUUCCAACGGCAACGCAGCAGCCUCAGAUCUGUGUACGAUAGACCAGCAGCUCUGUCGGGAUGAGAACUCCCUGCUGAGCUUCGAGGCGAUCUGCAGCAUCCACAAGCUGAUGGACGACGACGCCGACGGCACGGUGGACACCAGCGAGACGGACGAGUUUCUCAGGGAGGACCUUAAGUAUCACGACAGCAAGGCCAAACACAGCAGCUUCCACCGAGCCGACCUGCACAUCAGCCUGGAGGACAUGUGGAACGCCUGGAAGAGCUCCGAAGUGUACAACUGGACGGAGCUUCAGGUGGAGGACUGGCUGCUUGUCAGUGUGGAGCUUCCUCAGUACACAGAGACCUUCAGGAAACUCCAGCUGGACGGCAAGGCCUUACCCAGGCUGGCGGUGAAGAACAUCACCCUGACGGUGUCGGUGUUGAAGAUUUUGGACCGAAGUCAUUCUCAGAAGCUGCAGCUCAAAGCUCUGGACAUCGUGCUGUUCGGACCGCCGCCAGGCCGACAGAACCGCUGGAAGGACCUGGUUCUGGGCGUGUCCAUCCUGAUGGCUUUGGGCGGCUGCUGGUUCGCCUACAUCCAGACCAGGAAGUCCAGGGAUGACUUGGGAAACCUGAUGAAGGACCUGGAGGGUCUGCAGAGGGCCGAGCAGAGCCUGCUGGACCUGCAGGAGAAGCUGCAGCAGGCUCAGGAGGAGCAGCGCUGCGUUCAGGUGGAGAAGGUGAAGGUGGAGCAGGAGCUGAGGAACGAGAUCAACUCGGCCAAACAGGAAGCCCAGCGGCUCCGGGAGCUCAGAGAGGGAACCGAGAACGAGAGGAGCCGGCAGAAAUACGCCGAGGAGGAGCUGGAGCAGGUACGUAUGGCGUUGAAAAAGGCGGAGAGGGAGCUGGAGUCGCGGGCUCACUGGGCGGCACCGGAGGUCCUACAGAAAUGGCUGCAGCUGACGCACGAGAUCGAAGUUCAGUACUAUAACAUCAAGAAACAGAGCGCAGAGAGGCAGCUGCUGCAGGCCAGGGAGGGGGCAGAGAAGAUCAAGAAGAAGAGGAGUUCUCUGUUCGGGACGUUUCAUGUGGCUCACAGCUCCUCGCUGGAUGACGUCGACCACAAGAUCCUGUCUGCUAAACAGGCCCUGGCCGAGGUGACGGCGGCCCUGCGGGAGAAGCUCAACCGCUGGCAGCAGAUCGAGUCUCUAACAGGUUUCUGUUUGGUCAAUAACCCGGGUCUGGGGUCGCUGGCUGCCGCCCUCAACCUGGACCCUGCCUUCCUCGGUCUGCGACCUCCGACCCCUCAGCACCUUCUCUUCUCUGAUGACCUCGACGACAUGGACGAGGACAUCCUGUCUCCUGGGACAAUGCAGUAUGCAGCGUGGCAGAUGGACCGGCGAGUGAGCGACCUCUGGCCCCUAGGUGGCAUCGCAGACACCCAGUCACCAUGGAAACACUCUGUUCAGAGUCUGAUGCCCCUGCGACAGAGGAUAGGAGACCCCGCUCUGGCGUUCAGCUCUCAGAGGGACAUUAUGAACCGUUCAGACUCCGACUCCUCCCUGCCUCUCCCUCCUGGCGAAUCACGAAGCCACUACAGCUCCAAGCCCUUCCUCCUGCCAUCGAGGCUCCACCCGCUGCAGGGUCAUGGCUCUGGUCUCGGAGGAGGAAGAGGUGGAGGAGGAGGAGGAGGUGGAUGCGGAGGCCUGGAGAAAAGCUCCAGCCUGGGGGAGCUGAGGGGCAGCUCUGCCUCCGGCCUCGCUUCCUCCUGCUCCACCCGCUCCCUCUGCAUCACCUCUGACACAGCCGACAGCCCGGUCGUCUUCUCGUCCUCCACCUCGUCCAUCUCAUUGGGCAGCGGUCGGGGGACGGGCCACCAGCUCCCGUCCGGGAGGAGCCCCAUGGAGGAGGACGGAGGUGAGUGGAGCGAGUCGUCCGGCAGCCGCAGGAGAAACGCUUUUAAUAAGAUUUUUAAGAAGAAGCAGGGACGUCACUGAACCUGAUCAACAUCUCUUUUAACUGCUUCUGACUCACGAUGAGACUUUAAUCUUCAUCCUGACGAACAAACAAACCGUCGGUCAGAAGAUCAGUUUUUAAAGCUUCACUUAUCAACUUUUAUUCAACUUUUCUGGCAAACUGUUCAAUAUUUUCUCUCCAUUAAACUGAUAAAAGAUCAGAUUUGGACUCGAUGUGGCGAGAAGUACGACACAUGACAGGUCUCUCAAUGCCGAGGGGACGUGGGGAUGGACGAGACCAAAAGGAAGAACGAGAGGAGAACUGAAGAAGAAAGUCGACGUAGAAACAACUUGUGAAGGACUUUUGAUUUUCCAGCUGGAUGUAGAUUUAGACAAGACGAAGAAAUUGAAAACGUCUACUUUGGUGAAAAUAUUCACCUGCUGAAUUCAGCGACUUUAAAUUUGUUUAUUUUCAUGCCAAAAAGUCUGUGUUCUUUGUUUUCAUGGACUUCAUGUCCGUUAGAGAAGUAAAUGGGGUUGUAUAAGCUCCAGCCUGUCACAGGUCUGAUUCCUGCAGCACCAGAUUCUGUCUGAAAUGCAAAUGAAGAAGCCAGAGACGUUGUGUGUUAGCUAACCAAACAAUCACCAACAAUCCCCAGCCUAGUACAAUGUCAUGUUACCAAAGGUUUGUCCAAUAAUCGAGCACGUGAUGAGUCACUCAUGUUAACAAGCUCUGGUUGGAUCAAACAGACAAAAUACACAGACCAAAGAAAACCAGCUAGAAGCGGAUCGGGGACCGCUCUUGACUCUGCCUCUGUAAUGGUGCAGUGGGACCGAAUUUUGCUUUACGUUCAUAUCUAUGUGGAACGGGGCGAGACGCGUUGGCUUCUGGUGGACCCUGAUUGAGGCGCUGCAAAGUGGGGUUUGAGGGAGGGGUUGGACCUGAGCUCUCAAUUGGGAAUUAUUCGUUUGUUUAGACGCUUGUUUGGCAGGUGAAAUAGUACGAUCAGCUGAGGAGUGAGUGCCAGGCUGCGGUUAAAGGACAGGGACAGAGGUUGAUGAAAGUAAAAUGUUUGAUGAGAUGCUGUAGAAUCUCUGACCUUGUGAACUGCUGUUGUUAGCAUGCUAGCCCUGCUAGCUGCUGCAGUUUGUGUACAACCCUGUUUCCUGUCCCCUCCGCUAGCUUUUGGUUGGGACGAAGGCGCAUUCUUUAGACCAGCUCCCCUGGAAGACAUUCACGGUGUUGACCUCAGUUGUUCACGUGAAAAGUGACAGAAAUAGUUGUGUGAAGAAUGAAAACAGAUCUGAGAGAGAAAUUCAAACCCACUCUCACCUCCACGCAGCCGACGGGUCAGGAAGUGGGUGAGAGUGUCAGGUGUCUUGUGUCCCGGAGACAUCAUCCGGCAGAACUCAAAAUUUGAGUGAUGGUUGACUGUUCAAAGUAGUUUUAACCCUAAAACAGAAACAAAACAGUCUCAGGUUGUCUGAUGACGUGAACGUGGCAUGGACGCUCUUUGUCCCCAGAAGGAGACGGUCCAACCUCACAGAGACCAAAACUACCGGUGCGCUCAGGCACCCCUAACGUCAACAAUUUCAAAGUUUACCACUAGGCGGUUCCCCUCUGAACAGCCAGUAAUAAACUGGGACCAGUUUGACUUGAACGGACGAUGGUGAGCGAUCAGUGCAGUCAGUAACAGGUGUUGGUAAGACUGCCAUGCAGUGGAUUAUGGGAUACUGAGGACCAAACCAUACAGCAGUUGUUGAUUUUGGACAGAAUCAGGCUGCAGGUCUCUGAGCUGACGUGUCCGGUCUGGAAAUACAGACUUCGAGGAUGCGUUGCAGCUUAUCUGUGAACGCAUGAUACCUGACGGGAACUCACAUGGUCAUCUGUAAACGCCCUUUUUGUUUUAUAUGUACAGUAUAUAGAUAUAUAAAUCUAUAUACCUAUAUAUCUAUCUAUAUAUCUAUAGCUAUAUAUAUAGAUAUAUAUAUAUGAGUGGAUUUUGUGGUUUUAUUAUCGGGGUUUUGGUAGACGAAGGGCUCUGUUUUCAUGAUGGUGCAACAUCUCCACAGCCGUCGGAUUUACACAAACGGGACAUUGAGCUGUUGAAGGUGGAUUUUUUCACUUUUGAUGUCAAGUUGCCAUCAAAUGUCUGGUCAGAUUCAUAAUUUUGUUGAUCUCUUCUUUGAUCACAGUUUCUCUUUUUAAUCAUCACUUUGUCGGUUUUAAACUUUUGUAUUUUAUUUUGAGCUCCAACGAUUAGUCGAUUAACCAUCAGGUCACUUUCGUACUGAGUAGCUAUUCUGAUGAUCAAUGUCUCGUUUUAAUUCUUUUUCAAAGAAAAAUGUCAAACACUAUUGGAUUCUGGCAUCUCCAGGGCGAGGAUUUGCUGCUUGUCUCUGUUUCAUAUGAUUCUAAUCUGAACAUCUGUGGGUUUGAGACUGUUGAUCGGAAAAAACAAGACGUCUGAAGAAGUCACCUUUGGCUGUCGGAACUUACAACAGCAAUUUUCCACUGUUUUCUGACAUUUCACAGACAAAACAAUGAUCGAUGAUUCAAAACAAUAAACAGGAUUAAUCAGUAAUGAAAAUAGCUGUUAGCAGCUGCCCUGAUGUUAUUUAGACCGAGUUCUUGCGCAUCAAAAUGUAACAUUUGGCCUCUCGUUCGUUUCCAAAGAGCUGUUCAUGUUGCUCAAAGUGAAUUAUCACAGAAAAAGGAAGAUUCUGGAGUCAGUACUAAAAGUCAGGUAUUAUCUAGCAGCUGCCCACCAUUAUGAAAACAGAGCCCGAGGUCGCCUUGUUAAGUUAUUUUCACUGUUUGAUGUUCACCUGUAGAGAUUUGAAAGUGAAACGUCAAAAUAAGAAUGUGUCUGCACAGUUUGAAGUCACCGAAACACACAGUCAUAAAUCUGCUGACGUGUGUGUCGUGUCUGGGGCAGGAUGUGAAGUUCAAAUCAAGUUAACUUUAUUUACUCUUACAAAGACGAGCGUCACGACGUGUUUAUUUAAAGAAACCAGCCGUCAGUGAGAGCUGCUGUGUUUGGACUUCAUUACCCAGAAAUCCUGUCACAUGAGGCCAACAAACGUCUAAAACCGAGUUCUCACAUAUCAGAAAGAAAACAACGAGGAUGCUUUGUCGCUACGACUCGUAGGAACAUUAUUCAGCAUCUGUUUUUAUUCAUAAAUCGAACGUCGGCAAUAAACAAAGGUUGAUGAACAGCUGGAAACGGUUGUAUUGUCUUUGGCGUGAACGUCUGUUGUUGUUCUGCCUCAGGUUUUUUAAAUAACAUCUGUGUAAAGCUGCUGCCGCUCUUUGAUUCUGAGGCCGCCUGAGCCUUCGAGGUUCAUUGGAGAUAUACUUCUUUAGAUUUCAGAUCUGAAACAGGGACCAGGUUCUGCUGCCGGACGGCAUCGUCAGAUUUUACUGGUUUGGCAGCGUCAGUGGAAACGAACGAAGCCGAGUAACCGGAGAAAAGCUCGGCUUCCGCUCUCAAAUAGCAAAUAAAACUCUGGAAUCUCUGAAGUUUAACAGAACAUGCUCACAAUUAAUAACUCAUGCUCUCAAAUGAUUGAAUUCCUGCUCUUGAAUGAAUAAAACGUGCUCUCAGAUUUAAAUCCCAUGCUCUCACAUGAAGUAAUUCACACUCUUUUUAAUUAAUAAAUGAUGCUUUCAAAUUAAUAGUGUGAUCUUGAAUGACUGAAUUCAUGCUGUUGAGUUAAUGAAUCACGCUCUCGGAUCACGUCAUACUUGUUCUUGAAUGUUGUAAUUCACGCUCAUGAAUGAAUGAAUUAUGCUUGUGAAUGACUUGGCUGAAUAAAGCGAGCUCUUGAAUGACGUAACUCGCGUUCUCGGGCCGAUGAACUUGUCCUGUUCUUUGGUUUAAUAAAAGUCGUUGUGCUCCUGAAUAAUGUAAUUCACGCUUUUGAAUUAAAAACAACACUCGAAUUAAUCAUUUACUCUCUGACUAAAUCCAUGCUCUGGGUUUAAUCGUUCUCUCAAACGACGUGUAAAUCACGGUCUCCAUCUAAUAACCUGAGCUCCCAAAUAGUUUACCAGCUCAUGAAUGACUCGAUUCGGUCUCCCGGCUCUAAUGGACUAAGUGGUGUCUCAAAGGACCAACUCGUCCUCUCUAGUUACUUUAUCAGUGCUCUUGAAUGACUGACUUCAUUCUCUGGAAUUAGUACGUCGUGCUCCGACUCUCAGUCAUCUUUUAUUCCCCCAUUUCAUCUGUUUCGAGUUUUUCUUGCACAUUUUGAGAAACAGGAAACAGGCCGACAUCACACACCAGUCACCGCUUCACCGAGAGCAAAGUCGAAAGGAAAGGAAGCGGCGUGCAGAGUCGGGGGGUUAGUGGGCGGCUGCAGUCACGUCAUCCUCUCUACAACCGAGCUCACAGGCUGGAAGAAAUGUGAAAGUAAAUGUCGGCGAGCUGCUCCGACUGACCUCACGGAACCAGAGUCACAAAACCGCACUACAGCACACGUCGCACUUUCAGAGAACAGCUGGUGAAAUCCUUAAAAAGAUCUUUGGUGCCUGCUGCCCUCAGUCUUUGACCUGCAGCUGAUGUUCGAACUGAAACAUCAGCUGCAGGUAAAGACUUGAAAAUGUAACUAAAGGCAACGAUUCGACGUGUCGUUCUGCCUCUGGAGAGGCCGACACGAACUCUCAGCUCAGUCUGAUCCCUGUUAAUAUCGACUGAGCCAGAACUCAGCCCGUCGCCGUCGACCCGCGGUGCAUUCACUGACCUGUCAGCAGCUCGGGAAAUCCGGCCAGAAGAGGGCAGAUGCCGAACCACCAAGUGGCAGCAAAGAGCCGCUGGGAGUCAACAGCAGACUGAGGGAAGAAACAUUUAGGGCUUCAUUUUGAUUUGGAGGGUCAAAUUCAGCUGCUUGACCCUUUAAAAGUACCGAGAAUAUGACCGUUUCACUAACUAUGGCCAUGGAGCGUUGCUGGUCUCCUCCUCAGCGAAUGUGGAGCGAAACACAAGGUUUUUGUCGCUCCUCAAGAUGAACUCGCAAAAGUUUUUUUGCAGUUUGAUGUGAUUAAACGCAUUUGUUUCCCCAAGUAAAACACCUCAGAUUCGUUUGAGUGUCAUAAAACUCUGCGGGUGUGACCUCAAGUCCCUAAUCAACACAUACAAGUCAAAGUCGAGUCCCAAGUUAGGAACAAACGGUCAAGAGUCAAGUCCAAACUAAAGACAACGAAUCCAAUUCUUGAACUUCAUGCUUCAAGUGUUAGGUUAUUAUGUGGCCUUCACCAAAUGUAGUGACACGUUGAAAUUUCAGAAGGAGAAACUUCUUCAUUCA